AUGGAUGAUAUUUAUGAAAUUAUAGAUAAAAUUAUUGAUACAAAAUUAUGUUCUUGGUUUUCUGAAAUAAAGAAAUUCAAUUUAAAAAAAAAAAACCAACUUUCAGAAAGUCGUACAAUAGUUGACAAAGAAUCAUUAGAAAAAUAUUUGAAUUAUCCAGAAACAAUAAAAUUUGAUCAUGCACAAAGAGUAAUUUUUCAAAUGAUUUUAAAGUAUUAUGAUGUUGAAUUAGAAAAAGAAUUUUUUGAUAAUGAUAGAGAAUAUUUGUUAGUUUCUUUUUUUAACGAAACCACAAAAAAAUCAAUUAUAGAUAAAGAUCUUUCAAUUUAUUAUUUUUUUCUUCAAAAGGGUAAACUUACUGUUAAAGCGGUUGAAUCAUUUUUAAAAAAAUUAUGUAUAUUUUUUUCAAAUGGACGUAAUUAUGUUUUAAAACUUUAUCUUGAUUAUCACAAUGAUAAGGAAGAGGCAAAUAUUUUUUUGAAUGAUAUUAUUUUUAUUCUUGAUAAAACUUACAAAUAUCUUAUUGAAAGAUGGGCUAUUGGAGAUACGAUUCAGGAACUUAAACGUUCAUUUAAAAAUUUACUUCAACUCAUGGUAAAAUUAAAUGAACUUUCAUAUGAAUUUUUUUUACAACAAUUUUUAUCAACUGUAACAUGGGAUAUACGAUUUCAAUAUGUUGUAUUACCAUUUUUUAUUCUACCUAUCAACAUUACAAAUGAAAAUGAAGAACAAAUAAAAAAGCUUAUUAAUGAUAUAUUUGAAAGGACAACAUUAAAUCAAUUUAAUCGUGAAUAUGCUUCAAUUACUUGUCCUACUAUAGUUUCAAUUGCUACUAUUAUAUGUUCAUCUAAUUCUAAUGAUCUUAAAAAUUGUCUUUUUUUAUAUUUAUAUCAUAUGUUUACAUUCUCAGCAAAACAAGUUAACAGAACCGCUUGUAAAUUAUGGAUUCCAAGAUUAAUUAAGGUACCAGGUUUAACUGAAAUUUUUAAUAAAUUAUUAAAAAAAAUAAGUAAAGAAUUUGUAGAAUUAAGAUCAAAUUACUAUAGAAGAAUUAAGGAAGUUCAAGAAUACAGAGAAGAGACAUAUAUCGAUCAUGAAAAACAUACUGAUGCUCCACAUGAAUUAGAAUUUAAAUUAGAUAAUCUUUUAUAUUCUUGGAUUGUAAUCUAUAAUUCAUUGAUUUCAAAAAAUACAAAAGAAAUUCCAUUUAUUUUAAUUGCUGGUCUUAGAUAUCGGUCAAAUUUUGUUGCAAUGGAAGCUUUUAAUUUGUUUAUAUUAAAAUUUCAAUGUGUAAGUAAUUAUAGAAAGUAUAUACAUGAAUUUUUUUAUAAUCACAUGUCUACAGAUGAUUUACAAAUAAGAGAAAUUAUGCUUAAAAAUUUAGAUAAAUUAAAUUUGAAAAAGAAUGACACACUUGCUAUGUAUAUUAAUGCUUUCCUUAUUCAAGACAUAUCAUGUAUUAACUAUCAACGUCUUAUCAUGUGUUUAUCAAUUUUGGAUUACUUUCCAGAUUGUUAUGUUGGUAAUGGAGAUGUCUAUUUGUUAUGUAUUGGUCAUGAUGAUUGUAAUGUAAGGAGGUUAGCAUCAAAAUAUAUUAUUAAAAAUCGACCAAAUGAUUUGGAAGUUAUCUUUAAAACUGUUCUUAAAUAUAUUGAAGAAGGAAGAAAUAUAGAAGUAGCAGAAGAUGUCUUAAAAUAUGGAAUUUUACAAAUAGACCAAUUUAGAACCAAUUAUGAAAUUUUUCAAGAAUUUUUUAAUAAAUUGAAAAUAGAAACAUCAUUAAAUUUAACAUUUUCUUGUUAUUUUGAUUCAAUAGUUUUAAAAAAUUAUAAUAUUACUGAUAUAAAAAGUAUACAAUUAAUUGGAGAGAAUUGUUUAAAUAUAUUAGAAGAAAAAUUAAUCAAAGGUGGAUCAGAAAAAUUAGGUAUAUCUCCACCAUUAGUUGAUUUAUAUGAAAAUCUUAAAAAAGAAAUAUCAAAGGAAGGUAAAAGUAAUAAUGAAAUAUCAAAUGAAUUUGGUAUUAUAUUAAUUUCAUAUUCUCAAGAACUUCUUUAUAAUUGCAAGACACUAGAAAAUUUAAUAUAUAUGUUAUCAAAAAAUAAUAAUUCUUCAGAAUUAAUAGAAAAAUUUUUAAAAAAAAUUAGAGAUUCUGCUUUAAGAACAAGACACAAAGGAAUUAACGACGAUAGUUGUGAAAUUUAUCGAAAUUGUAUAAAACAUUUAUCAAAAAAUAAAAAUACCAUAACAAUUUUACAAAAUGCUUACGAUGAAUUUAAAAAAAUGUUUUUUAAUUCAAAAUUUGAGGCAAGAAAUUUAGCUUUCUGGAGAAUAUUCAUGACGUUUGUAGAUGAAGGUUUACAAAAUUUUGAUGAAUUAAUAACAACUACUUUAGAAUUAUCAAUGCCUGAAAAUAUUUUAAAUGUGAGCGAUUUAAUGAAAAUAAGAUGUUUGAAAUUAUUGAAAGCAUUUUUAUCAUCAUCAAAUUAUAACUUUACAAAUUACUAUGCAGAAUUAUUGAAAAAAUUAUGUAAAAAUUAUCCAAUUGAAUCAUAUUCGGUUCGUUCGGCUAUGGGUCACGUUUUUGGAAAUUUAAUUAAAAAAAUUUUUUGUGGUUGGCCAGAAAAAGUUCCUUAUUUUAAUUUUAUCAUCCAAUAUCCAAAAUUAUUUUAUGGAGUCAUUAAAGAAAUUCAGUUACUUCAAAAUUCUAUUAACAAUCCAUCAUUAUUUUUUGUUUUAACAAUAUUUGAAAAAUUAGUUUUUGUUGAUGAAAUGUUUUAUGAUAAGGAAAUGAUUGAAUUUUUAGGAAUUUUAAAAUCAAUUUUAAUUAAAAUGCUUCAACAUACUUAUAGUUUUUUUAUUCGGGAACAACUUAUUGGAGCAUUAUUUAAUUUAAUUCCAAAUAAAAGAAGAAAAAAUUUUGUUAUGAAAUUAGAGUGUUUUGUUAACAAAAUUACAAAUUCUAAUUUAAAAAUAACAUUUGAUCGUUUUCUUUUUUAUGUUAAACAAGAAUACCCUUAUCAUUAUCCUAAUCCAAAAUUUUCAAAUUAUUUUUCAUCAUCAAUCCCAGUUUAUGAAUCUUUAGCUAUUUCAAAAUCUUCAAAUAAUAAAUUUUUAUUAUCAGAGAUAUUAUUUAUUUUUGAGAAUGCUAAAUCACCUUCAGAAAGAUUACGUCUUCAUGCGGCAUAUAAAAUAGUAGCUUUGGCUCCAAAUAUCUCUUAUCUUGAAAGUAAGACACAACUACAAAUAUUUUUACAUUUAGGAAUAUUAUUAAUGGAUGAAAUUGAUUUUAUUAGAAUGAUAUGUUGUGAAUUUGGGACAACAUCAAUUUAUCCAAGUAUGGAUAAUCCUACAAGAAUUUUAGGUAAAAUUUCAAAAUUAAUUAAAUGUUUACCAUUAUCAAAAGAAGAGAUCAAAAAAAUUAUUGAUAAAUUUUUAGAAGAAUAUUCUUCAAAAAUUAUAUCAUAUAACAAAUAUUUUGAACCAUUAAUUAUUCGUUCCUUAUCAGAUUAUAUUUAA
This is a messenger RNA of Strongyloides ratti, 3516 nucleotides long. Its product is annotated as Armadillo-type fold domain-containing protein. The transcript has 2 exons. The record is from RefSeq and is a predicted model, not a curated record. The coding region runs from base 1 to 3516 and encodes 1171 amino acids. Lineage: Eukaryota; Metazoa; Nematoda; Chromadorea; Rhabditida; Strongyloididae.